GAAAUUUUCCUUUCGGUAUGCGGGUUCAUGAAACUGUCAAUUCCAGAUCACUACAUGACGUUAUAUUGUACUCCAUCGCGAGUACUCCACAUAUGGGAGAUACCGAUUCGUAGUAAACCACUCCCGUACCCCUUGAUAGAUCUAGAACCGCUCGUUUUCGAAGAAGCAUCUUCGAGUGAUUACGAAACGUCAAAAAAAUCUCAUAUCCCAGUAUCGAGAACAAUUUCCGACGGUAACGAAUUACCUGUAACAAAUUUACAAGAAAUACCUGAUACCUGUAUACCCAGACCUAAUUAUGACGAUGAUGAUCCUUCUAUAGCUAGACCAAGACCUCUUAAUUGGAAACCGAGAAAAUGUUAUAUGAUUUCCGAUGAAGACGAAUUAUCUGAUGCUUAUAACGAAGAAGAUUUACCGGAAGAAAAACCUACUCAAGGUAAAACGAAUCCUCUUAAAGCCAAAUUUGAAAAAUUGAAAAAAUUCGGUAAAAGUAUAUUAAUAGCGGUUGCUACUAAAUUACGUAAACCUGAUAAUGAAGAUUCAAGCGAAUCUGAAGAUAUUUCGAUCGAAUAUUAUUUCACAGACGAAAUCGUACAAGCUAGUAACGAUCUAAUGGAAAUACGACCAAUUUCCCCUAGUACUUGUACUAGACCUUCUACUUUAACGGAAUGGUUACUUACUAGAAAAACUAUCAAGGAAAACAAACGAAAAGAAGCUUUAAAAAGGCAAUCGAUCGUUGAAUUUACCGUUGAACCAAUUCCUUCUACACCAGGACCUUCUAGUAUUCCAAUUGGUACACAAUCUAGUACUAAAUCUAAAUCUUCCACUAAAAUAACAGGUGCUAUUAAAAAAAUGAUUAUUAGUCCUUCUACAGCAACUACGUCCAGUAAAUCAACUCCUGGUUCAUCAACUGCGAGUAAAUCGACUGGUGCAAUUAGCAGGGUUACUAGAAGUAGUAAAUUAACCGGAGGAGAUACUUGUAAACUGAUAGGAACUAAACCGACGAUUUCUAAAUUAACUAUAAGCGCGAUUCCUAAAACUACCGGAAGUCCGAUUAGGAAACCGGCUAGAAAAUCCGUGGAACCGGGAAUUUGCGAAAUGCCCGAUUUACUUACAACGCGAAAUUACGACGACACGACUCAUAGGUUGAUAACUAGAAAGAAAACGCUCGAAAAAACUACUACAGUUGAUAAAAAAGGGGAAAAAGAUAAAAAGAAAAGCAAACGAAAAGAUAAAGAUCAAUAAGAAAUUGUGUUAUAUUCAAAUUCUUAUUAUUUCUUUAUAUUUAAUACCAAAUUUAUCAUUACGUAUCGAAAAUAAUGAUUUUCUAUAAAAAUUUCAUACUUCAUAUAUUAUACGUGUUUUCUGUCUUUAUACUUUUCUCAGUGUAAACAUAUAUUAUACUUUUUAUUCGUAAAACAAUAUAAAAAAUUCAAUUGUACUUAAUUUUAAUUAAUAAUAUAUUAUGUAAUUGUAAUACCUUUUAAGAAUUAAAAUCCAAUUAAUAAAA
Molecule: messenger RNA, 1507 nt
Organism: Diorhabda sublineata
Lineage: Eukaryota; Metazoa; Arthropoda; Insecta; Coleoptera; Chrysomelidae
Exons: 3
Coding region: 28-1242 (404 amino acids)
Source: RefSeq, a predicted model, not a curated record